AUGAUCGAGGCAGGGCACGAGCGCGCCUGUUGGCCCGGCCGCCCGGCCGCCGAGGGGCGGAAACCCCUACGACGGGAGCUGGAGACGCCCCCGCCGGUGUCGACCCCCCUGGAUGACAGUGUUCUCUUCAAUGACACGGAGGCCCGCCCGGACCAGCCGAUCAUCAAUGUCGACGCCCUGCGCGAGCAUUUCUCCCGCGAGGGGCGCCUGACCACGGCCCAGGUCCACCGGAUUGUCGAUGCCGCCACGCAAAUCCUCACCGCCGAGCCAAAUGUCCUGCACAUUCCCGCUCCGAUCACCAUUUGCGGCGACAUCCACGGCCAGUACUAUGACCUGGUCAAGCUGCUGGAUGUCGGCGGUCACCCCUCCGAGACCCGGUAUCUGUUCCUGGGUGACUAUGUUGAUCGUGGGUACUUCUCGGUGGAGUGUGUCCUCUACCUCUUUGCCCUCAAGAUUGCCUACCCGCAGAAUGUCUUCCUCCUGCGCGGGAACCAUGAGUGCCGGCACUUGACCGACUACUUCACCUUCAAGCUGGAGUGCAUCACGAAGUAUGACGAGAUGCUGUAUGACUUGCUGAUGUUGGCCUUCGACGCGCUUCCCCUGGCGGCGGUCGUCAACAAGCAGUUCUUCUGUGUGCACGGCGGCCUGUCGCCAUCGAUUCAAACCCCGGCCGAUGUGGACAAGAUCGACCGCUUCCGCGAGCCGCCCAGCUCCGGCCCCAUGUGUGAUCUCCUUUGGUCCGACCCGUCGGAGGACUAUGAUGAGAGCGUCUCCACCGACUCCUAUGACCACUUCCAGCACAACUCCACCCGCGGGUGCUCCUAUUUCUACACGUUCGCCGCCACCUGCGCCUUCCUCGAGCGGAACAAACUGCUGUCGGUCAUUCGCGCGCACGAGGCCCAGGACUCCGGGUAUCGCAUGUAUCGGAAGAACCCGACCACCGGCUUCCCCUCUCUGAUUACGCUCUUCUCGGCGCCGAAUUAUCUGGACGUCUACAACAACAAGGCGGCCAUUUUGAAGUACGACACCAAUGUCAUGAACAUCCGCCAGUUCAGCUUCUCCCCCCAUCCGUACUGGCUGCCGAACUUCAUGGACGUCUUCUCCUGGUCCCUGCCCUUCGUGGCGGAGAAGAUUUCCGACAUGCUUGGGAGCGUGCUCUCGGUGGUGACGGAGGACGAACUCAAGCAGGAGCUUGCCCAGGGGCCGGUCAGCCUGACCCCCGGGCAGUCGCCCGGCUUGCCGUCCAUCGUGCUGCCGAGCGAGGCUGGCGACACCGCCGGCGGCGAGACCACCACCGAGGAGGCCCUCGUGUCGGACAAGGACCGCGAGGCCCGGCGCGAGGCCAUUCGGUCGAAGAUCAUGGCUGUGGCCCGCAUGUCUCGGGUGUUCUCGGUCAUCCGCGAGCAGCAUGAGAGCAUCGUCCAGCUCAAGGGCCUGUACGGGACUGGCCAGCUGCCGCAGGGCCUCCUGGCUCAAGGCAAGGCUGGUAUUGAUGCGGCCCUCCAGGACUUCAAGUCCGCCCAGCAGGCUGACAAGCCGAACGAGGCGAUGCCCCCUCGUCGCGACGACUUGGAGAUUACAUCGGCCGUUACGGCCAUGCGCCUGGGUCGGCGCGGCAGCACCGGCGCCUGCAGCUCCACCGAUAACCUCCUGCUGGCAGCCCAGCUGCAGCAGCAGCAGCAGCUGGGCGCCGCCGGGUCGGCAGACUCCCCGGACUCCGCCGGCGCCGAUGCGCCCCCGUCCAUCGCCACGGCGGUCAUUUCCCUGGACUCGGAGAUGUCCGAGCCCGCCGACCAGUGAACAGUCAAAGAGGCGCGCUUGGCGGCGGGGCAGGCCCCAGGGUCGCCCGCUCGUCCUGCUUCCUCCCUCCUCUCCGCCACUUCGUCCACCUUCUCCGCUGGUGCUCCCUCCCCUCUGUCGCCUGGAGCACCGCUUUCCCUUAGUUUUCAUCCCCCCUCCAUGCCACAAUACACACAUUUCCUCC
Fonticula alba is the source of this 1984-nucleotide messenger RNA. RefSeq names its product protein phosphatase 3, catalytic subunit. Gene Ontology annotation, cellular component: cytoplasm; calcineurin complex. Lineage: Eukaryota; Rotosphaerida; Fonticulaceae. Gene Ontology annotation, biological process: calcineurin-mediated signaling. The transcript has 11 exons. Gene Ontology annotation, molecular function: calmodulin binding; calmodulin-dependent protein phosphatase activity. Bases 1 to 1800 code for a protein of 599 amino acids. The record is from RefSeq and is a predicted model, not a curated record.